Platichthys flesus (European flounder) is the source of this 2744-nucleotide messenger RNA. RefSeq names its product eva-1 homolog A (C. elegans) (gene eva1ab). The record is from RefSeq and is a predicted model, not a curated record. The coding region runs from base 218 to 787 and encodes 189 amino acids. The transcript has 4 exons. NCBI's taxonomy places the organism in Eukaryota, Metazoa, Chordata, Actinopteri, Pleuronectiformes, Pleuronectidae.
GUGCAGAGAGCAGAAUAGAAGGAGGAGGAAAACAGGAGGAAGAGGGGGAAGGAGAGGGGGAGAAGAGUUGAGGGGUGGUGAGGAAGAGGAAGAUGAGGAGAUGAGGAAGACACUCCAGAUGGGAUCUUGCAUCAAUGAAAUCUCAAACCCACAGUCCAGGGGAGACAUGAGGAAGGAACCACACUGACCUUUGCCAGAGAACACAACACAGUCAAUCAUGAGCGCUCCAAUAACAACAAGCCCGAAUCUGAUGGUCUCCCAGGAGAUGGCACUGCUUAGCAACCUAAUGGCAGCUUACACUUUCAUUGCAGACCAACCUGAGCGGACAGCCCUGGUGUUUCUGGGUGGUGUGUGUGCCGGCCUCCUUGUCACACUCUGUGCCAUCGUCUUCCAGAUACAUUGUCGAGCAGACUGUAACUACGGAAACAGUAACAACCCUCACCAUCGCCACAGGAGCAGGCACCAUCACCGUCACCACCACCAUCACAGCUGUCCCCGCCAUCAGCCCGGCGUCAGUAAUCCAGAGAGCACUGCUGUUGUUGCGUCUGGAGGGGCCGGGCCUGUGGGGGACAGUGAGUCAGAGGACUGGGACGACCCGUCUGACCCGUCGGCACGACGACGCAGACGCUUUGAGAGAGCUCUGCUUCAUGCAAGCAUGUUCACAUCGGCUGAGGAGUUGGACCGAGCCCAGCGGCUAGAACAGCGGGAAAGGAUUCUCCGAGAGAUCUGGAUGAACGGACAACCUGACAUCAGCACAGUCACUCAGAGCCUCAACAGAUAUUACUGACACAUGAUCAGUCUUGAGGACAUGAAGAUGCACAGGUGGAUACAAGAUGGAAUAAAGAAAAUAAUAAACAACUGGAUGAAAGGAACAUUAUAACCAUUGGUUUGGGGGGCAGUGUCUGCCCAAAGAAACCCUCAUAGAUCAAACUGGUGCAGACAGCACUGCCUGGGGAAGUCAUCUACUGGAAAAAACAACAGGAACCACACACGAGUUGUGAUGGUUCAGUCCAACCACAUAGGACGACUUUGAGGUGACUGGAAGAAAAUCCAAUGGGUAAAACACAACUGGACGUAUUGUAAAGACCAUUGAUUCUCAGGACUGUUUUUAAUACAAAGAAAGAAAAGAACUGGGAGAAAUACCAAAACCAUGUGAAACUACUGCCAUAAUGAUACCAUCAUUGAAAAUUGCAAUAAGGAUUAGAUAACUAUUCAACUAUUUAAUCGGAGGCUUUUUAAGAAACGUGGACUUUGUACAGAGGAGGAAUAAGAGGCAUCGUGGAGGUUGCAGCUCUGAUGCUUUUAAUGAGAGUACGGAUUCAAAUAUUCAUGAUACUGUGUUGUUGCACUUUUCUCAGCUCACCCUGUGUUUUUAAAAAUGUUGUAAUCAUGAGCUGCUACUGGAACCCUUUGUAAGGUUAAAUAGAAGGGAGGUUAACUUCAUCUCCAUGCCAGGAAGGAUAUUACACAUGCUGGUGCUUUAACUGCUGCAACUUUUCAUCCCUUACUAACCCGAUGAAUGCACAUUAACAGGAGAUUGAUUGAAAGAAAGGAAUGGGGAUACGGGACCAAGGAGCCGGCCUACAGCUUGUGUGUAUCUGUAGCUUGUCAGCUGUAGGUGUUGUUUAGGACAGCAGGUCAUCAUAUCAGAAAAGAUCGUGCUGCCUUAUUUUAUUUGUCUCCUGUCUAAAAGAGCUGAAAAAUUUGAAUACAUGUUUUAUUCAAGGAUUUUAUGAACACUGUUUUCAGUACAUAUUAUUGAGUAAAGUCCCUUAUAAAAAUCUAACUGUGGCUCAUAUUUUUUCAACUGUGUUUUGGGUAUAUGUUACAGUUUGACAUAUGGGAGCACAGAACUGUCAGUAUGUCCAGAGAAUAAUGUGUCUGAUCGACUUUACAAUGAACUUCAGAAUAUAACUUAAUAGAAAACUUUCUUGGCUCCAGGUCAGGUUGAAGCUUCCUAAAGCCAAGGAAAGGUCUGUGGUGGGCGGGGAGGUGGUGCAGCCCAAAACCAUUUUUUUGGUUUUACUGACAUUGAGGAGGAUGUGAUUAUUCUUGUGAUGUGGGCAACAGUGCUGUGCUCAUUCAAUUUGGAGUUGUUGUCUCUAAAGUGGAGCCAGAAUUGCAGUGUCAUCUGAUUAUAUGAGGAGGGAGGUUAUGGAUAAGGGGCUGGUACAUUCAUUGGUAUCUAGCAUGUAAAGAAAGGGAAAUGACCCUGCACAGUAAUGUGUAAUUUAUAAGCUUUAGGUAAUUCAUUUCUUUCUUAUUCCUUUUCUUAAAUGGUAAAUGGUCUUUUCAUCUGACACACUAUUCGUAACAAUCUUUGCAUGACACACUUUUAAGCGACAGCACUUCACUGCAGGUCCAAGGACAGGAAAAGAUAAGCUGAGCUGAAGUGCUUUCCACCACCAAAAUAUUGUUAUGUAAGUGUUGCCAAUGCAUGACUCCGUGGGAGAUAAUGUGUGACCCGACUUAAUCCCUGAUGUCCCCACUUUACUUGGCUCAUUUACCUAUCUCACAUGAUGGGUUUCCUAUGGUGAUUGAUGGUAGGUAUGAAUGUGAGCCUUACUGGAUGUUUGUCUCUUUAUGAUAGAUCUGUGAUACGCUGGCGACUUGUCCAGGGUGUACCUGCCAUGUCCCAAUAAAUGGUAUAGAUAACAGAUCUGAUGGAUACAUUUGUUUAAAUGUAAUUUCAAUUCACUUGUCUAUUUUGCUCCCUGGGAAUCUAACAGUACAGUGAAAUCAUA